This is a messenger RNA of Paramecium pentaurelia, 1057 nucleotides long. The record is from the annotation of a GenBank genome assembly. Lineage: Eukaryota; Ciliophora; Oligohymenophorea; Peniculida; Parameciidae.
AUGGAAAAUCCAAAAACCUACCUUCAAGAGAUGGGAUUUACUGAAGAGUAAAUUACAAAUGCCAUUAAUUCAACUAAUUCGACUGAUAUUGAGGUGUUAUUAUUAAAUAUGUAUAGGUUUUGAUUACAUACAUUGAAAGUUAAACUUCAGAUAAUCCAUAACCAUAAUAAUAAUAAGCACCAGCUUAAUAAUUAGAUUCAAUAACAAAAUAUGUUAAUGAAGAACAUGUGGCUAUUUUGAUGUCUGAAGGACAUUCAAAAAAUGUAGCAGAAAAAUCAUUAUUGUUCUCAUAAAAUUUAGGUGUGGAAGCUGCAAAAAAAUGGAUUGAAGAGCAUAAAAAUGAUUAGGAUUUUGAAGAGGAAUUACAAAUAGUUGGAACUGGCAAAAAGAUAUCACCUGAAGAGGCUGCAUUUAAAGCUAGAGAACUUUAAUAGAAGCUUCGAGAAAAAAGGAGAAUUGCUGAAGAAUAGGCUGCUUUAGAAUAAGAAAAAAAUAGAAUUGUUUCUGGGAAAGCUAUGAAUGAUGUUAGAAGAGAAUUAGAAGAAUAGAAAAAGAAAUAAGAGGCAUUAAGAGCAAAAAGAGAAAGAGAGCAAUUUUUAAAAGAUAAAUAAGAAAUGGAAGAAUAAUUAAGAAGAGAAAAAGAAGCUAGAUUUGGAAAAUCUUAUACUUAAUCUAAUCAAUAAUAAUAGUAAUAAAAAAAUUACUCUCCUAUUGAAUUAUUUGAGUUAGGCAUUAAAUAAAUUAAAGUAGCUUAUCCACCUGAUCUUAUUCCUGAUACUGCUUAUAAUUCAUUAUCACUUAUUUAAAAAGUUUUAGGUAAGAAUAAAUUAAACAUUAAUUUUAGAGAACAUUUUUAAAAAUCCUUAAGAAGAGAAGUUUCGAAAAAUCUCAUUAACUUCUUAAGCUUAUUUGACUAAAAUUGAAUAAGUUUUAGGUGCUAGAAAUGCUCUUGAUGGAUUAGGAUUUUAAGAAAAUAAUGGAUUCUAUGUUUAUCAAAAUGCAGAUGUUUCAAAUUUGCAAAAAGCCAUAUCUAUAGUGUAGAAUGAAUUAAAAUGAA